Molecule: messenger RNA, 3481 nt
Organism: Acanthopagrus latus (yellowfin seabream)
Lineage: Eukaryota; Metazoa; Chordata; Actinopteri; Spariformes; Sparidae
Gene: ppp2r1bb
Product: protein phosphatase 2, regulatory subunit A, beta b
Exons: 15
Coding region: 80-1849 (589 amino acids)
Biological process (GO): protein dephosphorylation
Cellular component (GO): cytoplasm; protein phosphatase type 2A complex
Molecular function (GO): protein binding; protein phosphatase regulator activity
Source: RefSeq, a predicted model, not a curated record
CCCUGCUGACGCUCUUCUCUAGCAGAAACCCCGUAGUGCAGCACAACAGCGCCAUUCGAUAACUGCAACAGAAUCCAAAAUGGCAGGAGCUGAUGGAGACGACUCUCUCUACCCUAUCGCCGUUCUCAUUGAUGAAUUGCGAAAUGAGGAUGUUCAGCUGCGGCUGAACAGCAUCAAGAAGCUGUCCACCAUAGCCCUGGCCCUUGGUGUUGAGAGGACUCGCACUGAACUCCUUCCUUUCCUCACAGACACCAUCUAUGAUGAAGAUGAGGUGCUCUUGGCCUUGGCUGAACAGCUCGGCAAUUUCACUAUGUUGGUGGGAGGACCAGAGUACGUUCACUGUCUCUUGCCUCCUCUGGAAAGCCUUGCCACAGUGGAGGAGACAGUAGUCAGAGAUAAAGCAGUGGAGUCCCUGCGGAAGAUCUCUCAGGAGCACUCUCCAGUUGACCUGGAGGUCCAUUUUGAGCCUUUGGUCAAGCGGUUGGCCAGUGGUGACUGGUUCACCUCUCGCACAUCUGCCUGUGGCCUCUUUAGCGUUUGUUAUCCUCGUGUCUCCAGCACUGUCAAGGCUGAGAUCCGCCAGCAUUUUCGCACCCUGUGCUCAGAUGACACUCCCAUGGUGCGUCGAGCUGCAGCAUCUAAACUAGGGGAGUUUGCCAAAGUCUUGGAGCUGGAUUAUGUAAAAAGUGACAUCAUUUCCCUCUUCACUGCUCUGGCCUCUGAUGAGCAGGACUCAGUGCGGCUGCUUGCAGUGGAAGCUUGUGUCAGCAUUGCCACCCUGCUGCCUCAGGAGGACCUGGAGACUCUGGUAAUGCCAACCCUGCGCCAGGCUGCAGAAGACAAAUCCUGGAGGGUCCGCUACAUGGUGGCUGAUAAGUUCUCUGAGCUUCAGAAAGCAGUGGGACCAGAGAUCACCAAGAACGACCUGGUCCCAGCCUUUCAGAAUCUCUUGAAGGACUGUGAAGCUGAGGUCCGUGCCGCUGCUGCCAACAAAGUCAAAGAAUUCUGUGAGAAUCUCCCAGAGGACAGUCGUGAGCAAAUCAUCAUGACUCACAUUCUGCCCUGCGUCAAGGAACUUGUUUCAGACACCAACCAGCAUGUGAAGUCAGCUCUGGCCUCGGUCAUUAUGGGCCUUUCAACCAUCCUGGGCAAGGACAACACAAUAGAGCACUUGCUGCCUCUCUUCCUGGCUCAGCUCAAGGACGAGUGCCCCGAGGUGCGUCUCAACAUCAUCUCCAACCUAGACUGUGUGAACGAGGUGAUUGGCAUCCGUCAGCUUUCCCAGUCACUCCUGCCGGCCAUUGUGGAGCUGGCAGAGGACGCGAAGUGGAGGGUCCGCCUCGCCAUCAUAGAGUACAUGCCCCUGUUGGCAGGACAGCUGGGAGUGGAAUUCUUUGAUGAGAAACUCAACACCCUUUGUAUGGCCUGGCUUAUUGACCACGUGUAUGCCAUCCGUGAAGCCGCCACCUGUAACCUGAUGAAGCUAGUGGAGAAGUUUGGAGCUGAGUGGGCUCAGAACACCAUCGUGCCCAAAGUGCUGGGCAUGGCCAACGACCCCAAUUACCUCCACAGGAUGACCACACUGUUCUGUAUUAACGCUUUGUCAGAGGCAUGUGGCCAGGACAUCACCACAAAGCAGAUGCUACCAGUGGUCCUCAAGAUGUCCAAUGACCAGGUGGCCAAUGUUCGCUUCAAUGUGGCCAAGUCCCUUCAAAAGAUCGGCCCCGUCCUUGACAGCAAUGCCCUUCAAGCAGAGGUGAAGCCAGUGCUGGAGAAGCUGUCUACAGACACAGACAUGGACGUCAAGUACUUUGCCCAGGAGGCUAUCAGUGUUUUGGCCCUAGCAUAAAAACAACCCAACAUGGCUAAACCAGGCAACCACCCGAAACAACAACGCAAACACUUUUACAAGAUAUUUAUUGAUGUGCAGGAACAACUGGUUAAUGUAUAGAGAAAGCUGUUAACAAUUGUUUUAUCUGUUUUCUUUUUUCCUUUUGUUUACUGUCCAAUGGUAGACCAUGUCCAGGCAUAGCACAGAAUUCUUCUUUAACCUUCCCCUUGCUGUAAAUGGGUGCUUUUUAACAAGGCAAAGUGUGAUGAAUUUGCAUUAAGUGGUGCAUGCUGACUAAUGUGCUUCUGUACUAGCUAGGCAUCGCUAACCAGAACCCCUCUCACAUUCCUCCCUUAUAACAUCCUUGGCCAACGUUGCGCUUUAGCCAGUCUUUGCAGCAUACCACAUGUCUGUGUCUGCUACCUAGGACCACGUUAGCUCUCUGUGCUGCUGCGCUUUCUUCCUAAAACUACACGCAAACUCUGAGCAGCAGAUGGUUCAACAAGCUGUUAGUGUUAUCCUGAGUAGCACUCUCUUCCUGGAGACUCAGUUGUGGCUCUCCAGAGAAGUGAUUGAAAGGUCUGUUCAGACUUUUUUUUUUUUCUUUUCCCCACCAGACCAAAGCUGCUGCGUCACCUAAAUGCUAUACGGGAUUGUUCUGUACAAACUCUGACAAAGAAAUAACAGGGUGUCCAUUACUGCAUGUAAUCUGACCAACACUCUAAGUGAUUGCAUGUACUAAUCAAUCUCAAAUGGCAUCCUUUUUCCCAACUCUAUCCACCAGACUGCCCUGUCCUUCUGAACAGUUCGUUCUGUGCAGCAACACAGAUUGAAUUGAUCUAUCAAAUGAAUUACCUCGGCCCACUGUAACAGGGACCAGCUCGGUCGUAAAGUGUUGCUCAUAAUUAACCCUCCUCCAAAUCCUUAGUGAUUUUGUUGAUGUGCUACGGUGGGAAGUUUUAGUCAGUUGUGAUUUUUCUGCAAUAUGUUCUCGGCAUCGCUCUUAAUCUUUGUGCCAACGACUUUGAGAAGCAGUGGUGUUUUCUUUUAGUAUGCCUGGGUAAACAGUUUUCACCUGUCCUGUUCUGUAAAGAGACAUUGUUCUUUUUCUGUAAGGGACACUUUAGUCCUCAGAUGUUAAAACAAAAUUGCCGAUGGCUGUCAGGGCUAAGCCAUGUCCUGUAGCCACCCAGCUUUCCCUCAAUCCAUGUCCAAGUCCUCCACUGUACAUGAGAUUUAAAAGCAUAAUGUCAGCAAACAUGAAGCACCACCCGACAAUUCACUGCUUGCAAAUCUCUCUACACGAUGGAGAACAAGUGCAUGCUUUCAAAGAAAGUGGGGUGGGGGGGACACAGAGCAUGUGUACGUAAGGCUGCAUAAUGUUUUAUUAUUGGGUGGGAGCUGGGGCGGUUAUGGGCGGGUUGAAUAAAUGUAUCGUCUGUUGAUAAAAGAAACUUUUGUCUUACCCUCAACUAGUCCCGCUGUUCCCUUCUCUUCCACCCUCCCCUCUCAUUUUGUUCUCUUGAAUAAACCUAGAUUGUUGAUUGUCCUGUAUCAAGAAGACUGUGCUUUUAUUUUUAUUUUGAAUUCUCUUCACAAUUGGGAUGCUGUACUACUGUAUCUUGAUCUGAAUAAAGUAACACAAAGGAA